This is a messenger RNA of Aplysia californica (California sea hare), 2549 nucleotides long. RefSeq lists its product as uncharacterized. NCBI's taxonomy places the organism in Eukaryota, Metazoa, Mollusca, Gastropoda, Aplysiida, Aplysiidae. Bases 438 to 2225 code for a protein of 595 amino acids. The record is from RefSeq and is a predicted model, not a curated record. The transcript is spliced from 5 exons.
AUAAAAACGAAGGACGGAAAAAAAUCCCUUUUCAUCUGCACAGCUGGGGGCAGUUUAUGAAUGAAAUCAAAGGGUGAUAAAUGACCAUAAAUGUUUGUGUUACUAGAAUGUAGAUCUGCCAUUGUUUUUCAAAUUUCUUUUCCGUAAAGUGUCACCAUUAACGCAAACAUGUGAUCUUAGAAGAUUUCAGUGAAACGCUUUGAGCACGCCUCUUCCAUUCGCCAGAUCACAACAGAGUGCACCGACAUACUGGAAUUGCCAAUACUUGCCGUUGACAUCUCAUCUCAGAGACACCGUGUCCAUUUAAUUAAACCAUGAGAAUGGAACCACGCUUGGAUUUUUACCUGAGACAGAAUAAAUCCGUCUGCUCUUAGAAUUAAGACGAGAUGAAGGUACUAUAGAGUCCAAGAAAGUUCCCGUUUCGAAAGUUCAUAGAAAUGGACGACGGUGCCUCACGUGAUGCCUUCCUGUCAUCUGUGCUACGGGCGGUCCGCGAGGCGUGUACGCAACACUUGGACUUCAAGGCCCGGGUCUGCACCACGGGCUUCCUGUGUGUCGACCUGGACGGGGAAAGGCAAAAUCAUUUCGUCCUCAACGAAGUCUUUCGCAAGGUCAAGGAGGACAGCAGUAACAGCUUCUGUCUAAAGACUAUCGACACCAAAUCUUCAAAAACUCAAAACCUUGCCCGACCUGCCUACAAAGACUACCGGGAGAGCCACAGCUGCACUCCAGUGCGGAAGGCAUUCAGCUCACGCUCCCCGAGAGGGAGUGGCUCUGGCAGGUACAUGUCACGUUCCAGCGCCAUGCAGCCCUCUGAAAUAAAAAAGUCGAGCAUCUGCCUCAAACCGACAGCAGGCAGCACAAAACCGUCACAGAAUCUGUUCUGGAAAUCUCGUCGGCAGAAGGUUAACCGGACUUUCACGAUAGAGAGCGAUAAUGAAUCAAAGUACAAAAUCAAACCUAGACAGGAGCCUUGCUCUAUAGUCUGUGCUACUGCAUCACCGAAGAAAGUUGUGCCUUGUCAUCGGCCUGCAAAUCACAAUGUAAUCAGGGCAAGCGGCUCAAUUCCUGGCUCUGAAUGUAAUGUUACCGGCGUGUCGAGCAGAGGGAGAAAACAUACAGCAAGGCUGUGCCGAGAAUCUUCUUCCGAAACAAUCAGCCACAGCACGUUCGUCAAAGCUGCAGAGACUUCUAAAACAUUUCAAUACCCCCCAAUAAACAGGUGUCAGGUAAACAACGCAAACCUUUGUUGCCCGUCCUUGAGCGAUGGGGAAAAUUCAAGUGACACAGAAUUGCAACAGAUAAAUGACCGCUUUGAUUUCUUCCAACCACACAACCUGAACGAUCCCGACAUAUCCAUCGCCUCCACCAAACCCCCUCACGGUUUUGUCCAGAGCAACUUGGAUAUUUUUGUACGCUCUCCGAGGGCUCAUAAAUCUGAGAACUUCGAUACGCCACAAGCACGAAACCCAUGUGAAACACUCAGCACGCCAAACUUUCUGAAGGAGGAAAACAUCUCACAGGCCAACCCACAGGACAUUUCUGCUCUCCUCAACAACGUGAUCGCUGCGUUGUCACAGACACAGCACAACGACUACAAAGAGGAACGACCUCUGUGUAAACCACCGGCGUCCCCUGUGUCAUGUGUGAUGGGAGACUACCGAGAGCCCAGUCUGAGGAGCGUCGACUCGUUGCAGAGGGCAAAUCUUGAGUACAAAUUUGAGGAUGACAUGACACCGCUGAAAAAUCGUGACGUCAUGCAUCUAAUGUACAAGCAACAUGGCGGUUCGCCCAAAGGAUGCGCCGAGGUCACGGACUCUCCUUCAGUCAUCAAAAAGAAAGCCAAACUGUUCAAAUGGAUGAAACUUUUCAAGAAAGCAGCCCUUACAGAACCCGAGAGCCACAUGCCGUACCUCUGCCAGCCACAGAAUCUCACACAAGCGUGGCCAGUUGGUCAGUCAGCAAACACUUCAAAAGUCCCGUCUUCAAAAAGAGAAGAGUUAGCCACUUCUAAUAGAUGGAACAAGAAAGCUUCACUUUCCUGGGAGGUUUCCCACAAGACAGACUCUGAGCACAGGCUGCGCGUGUACUGCCCGCUCGCUGUGUUGAUUUCACAAUGGAUCAAACAUGUCAAAAGUAGCCAACUGUUUCAUCAAAGUCGAGACAUCUUUUUACGGUAUUUCUUUUUGAUUGUUGCAUCCUUAAACGUAAAUGAAUUACACUGAAAAAGAAAAUAAAACUAGUAUAAUACAUUGUGCGACCUAUUCAGUGCCCUUAUAUCGUUUUGUUCCACAUUUGCUGCUUAAGACUGCUGCAUAAUAAAUGAUAAUAUUAUUAUGAUUAUGAAUUAUUCUUUUGACUUGACGCAGAUACCUAAGUUGGGUGCAGAGUUAGAGUCAAGGAAGAUAUAAUAUAUCUAUAUAAGACAUGGUCAUGGCUGAAUGCUUCCGUCCCCUGACAUGUCCAAAUCAAUGUGAGUUUGCUAGAGUUCCCAUUCAAAAAUCCCCUUCGGAAAAAGAACGUCUUCGAAAGUCGCAGUUGCCUUUUGA